GCUUCAUCUGUAUCCAUACCACCGAAGGGGCACUACGUCUCAUCGUCCAUCUUCAGACUGCAGCGACUAGCUUGUACUCGGUCCUACAGGACGUUCUUCAGCAUGGCAGCUCUACCUGGACCUCCGUCCUUUCUCGCAAAAUUCAUUCCUCCGUCUCAACCCACUACACCCGGUCGUCAAUUACCCACAUCCAUCCCUCUGCCCGUCCUGCCAGCCGUCGAAGCCGCCAAGCGGCUAGCCGCGUUUGCAGCUGUCGAUCAGAAUAUAGGUUUGGAGCACAAGAUCAUUGGCGUCGGAUCAGGCUCGACAGUACCCUACGUUGUGGAUCGGAUAGUUGCUCAAGGGCCAGCUGCAAAUUCAGACAGAGUCUUCGUACCGACGAGCUUUCAAUCAAAAGAACUCAUCAUCAAGGCGGGAUUAGUACUGGGCGAUGUGGACCAAUAUCCACGACUCGACGUAACUAUUGAUGGAGCCGAUGAAGUCGACGACGAACUCAACUCUAUCAAAGGUGGUGGAGCGUGUCAGCUACGUGAGAAAGUCUUGGCCGAAGCUGCAGAUACGUGGAUCAUCGUUGCGGACUAUCGGAAAAAUUCAAAAGUCCUAGGGACGACAUGGAAGAAGGGAAUUCCCAUCGAAGUGGUUCCUUUUGCCUAUGCCACCGUCCUCCGUGACUUGGCCAAAGCGGGUGCUCCAGAGAUACUGCCGGAUGGAACGCCAGGUCUGACCUUACGUAUGGGUAAAAUGAAGGCGGGCCCAGUGAUCACGGAUAAUGGCAAUUUUGUCAUUGAUGCGCCGUUCCCAGUAGAGAUGAUGAAGGAUCCGGCGGGGCUACUCAGGAGGAUAAAGAUGAUGACGGGUGUUGUGGAGGUCGGACUGUUCUGCGAUAUGGCCAAGGCGGCUUACUUUGGUAAUGAGGAUGGAUCCGUCCAGAUUCGUAGGGUAGACGGGUCGGUCGAGACACUCAGCUCAGUACCUGAUACACCUGUGCUAGCUCAGCAGGCUGCUUAGGGAUACAUAGAGCUACGCGUGCAUGACAUCUUGACG
This is a messenger RNA of Kockovaella imperatae, 1044 nucleotides long. RefSeq names its product ribose 5-phosphate isomerase A-domain-containing protein. The coding region runs from base 103 to 1008 and encodes 301 amino acids. Lineage: Eukaryota; Fungi; Basidiomycota; Tremellomycetes; Tremellales; Cuniculitremaceae. Gene Ontology annotation, molecular function: ribose-5-phosphate isomerase activity. The transcript has 7 exons. The record is from RefSeq and is a predicted model, not a curated record. Gene Ontology annotation, biological process: D-ribose metabolic process; pentose-phosphate shunt, non-oxidative branch. Gene Ontology annotation, cellular component: intracellular membrane-bounded organelle.